GUUUUCCACCAGUCUUCGUUACAAAUUUGAAAGCACCACUCACACAACACCUACUGCCUCUUUCUCCAGAAGCUUCUCCUUCCUCACAUCAAUGGCCGGUGCUUCCAACCCCAAAACCCUAAACAAAACCCUUCUUCUUUCACAAUCCCAAUCCUUACACUCAGCUCUCGUGGACGAUGACGAUUUUCAAGAUCCAUCUCCUUCUCAGCUCCGAUUGCCAAAACCCACCUCAACAAUUCACUCCCGUAAGCCUCUUGCACCUUAUAAUAAGAAUAAUAAUAAUACUGCCAGUGCUCGCCCUUCCAAGAAGCCAAAACAGCAUCCACUACACGGCGGCAAGGAGAACUUAAUUGUUGUUGGAAAGUGUGCUGAGGAUUCGGAUUCGGGUCAUAGAUUGGAUAAUUCUCGUCCUACCAAGAAUCCAAAACAACAACCACUAAUUUCCGAGAAAUCGGAGUCCGAGUUUGAGGAUUUGGAUCUGUGUCAUGGAUUGGAUAGCAUAGAAUCGACUAUAGAUUGUUGUUCUAGGGCCCAAAGAACGGAGAAUGAGAAAGAAUUAAAGAAGGGUUACUUGUUUAAGUCGAUAGAGGCGAGGUUGCUCAAUUCAGAUGGCGGAUUUGAAGAGAGAAAGGAGGAAUCGGAGGAGUGCUCUGAGCUUGAUUUGCUGCUCAAAUUAUGCGGCGAGGAGGAGGAUGAAGGAGAUGGUGUAGAGUCUUUUGGCUUAGAGGAUGAAUAUGGUCUCCUUUGUUGCCCCCUUUGUGGAGCUGAUAUUUCAGAUUUGAGUGGUGACAUGCGAGAGGUUCACACUAAUGAGUGCCUUGACAAUGAGGAGACUCCAGCUCAUGUGGUUACUGCCAAUAAUGAUGUAUCUUUUCAGUGUCCUGGGCAAGUGCUUAAUGAUUCCCCAUGUCAAUCUCCUAAAGAGGUUAUCCGUGUAUCACCUGUUGUGGAAUGGUUACGAAAUCUUGGACUUGCUAAAUAUGAAGAAAUCUUUGUUCGGGAGGAGAUUGAUUGGGACGCUUUAAAAUCCCUGACAGAAGAGGAUUUAUUUGGCAUUGGUGUCACUGCUCUUGGUCCGAGGAAAAAGAUUAUUAACUCUAUUUUGGAGCUAAGAAAGGAAACUGCCGUGGAAAAAGUAGCUCGGCGAGAUGCGACAAAAGUUGUACAUGAUGAUGCCUGUACUAAACCAAGCAAGUUGAUAACAGAUUAUUUUAUUGGUUCUGUUUCGGAAAGAAAGAGAGUUUGUGCUACUGGUAGGGCACAAAUGGAGGUUGGAAGAACGUGUUCAGAUGCUUCCCAUAAGAGAAUUCAGAAGAAAAAUCCAGCCAAGAGUGCAAAAUCUAAAGAUAUUCCCGUGUGGUGUUCUGUACCAGGAACACCAUUCCGUGUGGAUGCUUUCAAGUACUUGAGAAGAGAUUGUUCUCAUUGGUUCCUCAGCCACUUCCAUUUAGAUCGUAAGACCUCUUCUGUUAACCAUUUUUUCGAAUGUUUAUAGCUGAACCAGUACAAAUAGAAACAACGAAAAUAGCAUCAACUUGCAGGCCAGUCUCCUUUAACUCUGCUUGUAGGGACAUUUCCAAAAGUGUGUUCACUUUCCUUUAAAGGAUCAAAAAAGGUUGCUGAACCUUCUUUUGAUUCUCUAUGAUAUAACAUCUCUGCAGUCCAAAUGCACAAAGGUCCAUUUUUCUCUUCCUGCAACAAAUGCUAAAUAAUUAACAUUUUCGGCUCUUCUCUUAAUAACAGUGUUAAGUUCUACAAUAAAAAUAAGAUGGAGGCAAUAAUUGGUUUGACUUUGACCCUCUAAUGAGAUUUUAGAGCUUUCACGUAUUUGCUUGCAGAAGUCUUAAAGUACACUGUCAGUUGAUUGAGUAAUUACAUGUUUAACAAUUAGAGAGAAGCACAUUUACUUUUGAAGGUGUUGGUUUAUGUUUAGUCAACAAUGGCAUGUCAAUUGGAAGAGUUGGUGGAAAGAGUUGGU
Nicotiana tabacum (common tobacco) is the source of this 1978-nucleotide messenger RNA. NCBI's taxonomy places the organism in Eukaryota, Viridiplantae, Streptophyta, Magnoliopsida, Solanales, Solanaceae. The record is from RefSeq and is a predicted model, not a curated record.